Talaromyces marneffei is the source of this 1674-nucleotide messenger RNA. RefSeq lists its product as uncharacterized. The coding region runs from base 1 to 1674 and encodes 557 amino acids. NCBI's taxonomy places the organism in Eukaryota, Fungi, Ascomycota, Eurotiomycetes, Eurotiales, Trichocomaceae. The record is from RefSeq and is a predicted model, not a curated record. The transcript has 4 exons.
AUGGGCCGCAAGUCAUGGCAAGAAAUUGCCCAAAUAGCACAAGACGUGCGUGACAAAUCCAUCGCCCAAGUCCAGCCACCAGUUCCGGAAGUGCCUCAAGAUCUUCCGUUGAAUGUGACGCACCUUCCCAAGGAACUGUUGACCUCGAAAGAGAUCGAGAUUACCGAGACUGCACCGGAAGUGCUUGUCCAGAAACUUGCCUCGGGAGAAUGGACGUGCGUGGAAGUUACCAAUUCCUUCCUCCGUCGUGCUGGGUUGGCUCAGAGACUGGUCAACUGCGUUACUGAGCUAAUGCCUGAAGAAGCCCUCGAGCGAGCCAAGUAUCUAGACGACUACCUAGCCAAACAUGGCAAACCCAUUGGACCCCUCCAUGGGUUGCCGGUGAGCAUCAAAGAACAUCUCCCCAUGAAAGGCCGCACCAUCAACUGCGGCUUCGUCGCCUGGUGGGGACGCGUUUCAGAGGUGACUUAUAGUGGCACAGAAGUCCUCUACAACGCUGGUGCUGUUCUAUACGUCCGAACCACCCAGCCGCAAUGUUUGAUGCAUCUCGCAACUUCGAGUAAUUUAUAUGGCGAGACUGUGUGUCCAUAUAACCGCCAACUUACGAGCGGAGGUAGUUCCGGUGGUGAAGGGGCGCUGAUAGGCAUGCGUGGCAGCGCUGUCGGCAUCGGCACUGAUAUUGGCGGCAGUAUUCGCAGUCCCGCAGCAAAUUGUGGAAUUUACGGUCUUCGGCCGACAAGUAGCAGGUUUCCGUAUGCUAAAUUUGCUGCUGCGCAUGGUCCGCAGGGGAUUCCAGCUGUUGCGGGCCCGUUGAGUACUUCUCGAGGAGGGUUGAGGCUUAUCAUGAAAGCAGCUAUAGACUCGAAGCCGUGGUUGACGGAACCAUCUCUUCUGCCGAUUCCGUGGCGGGAUGAUGUGAGCCAUCUCGAUCAGGUGGCGGGAGGAAAGAAACUCAAGAUUGGAGUUCUAUGGGACGACGGAGUUGUGAAGCCUCAUCCCCCUGUUACACGGGCGCUGAAUGAGGUUGUGAGCAAACUUCGUGGUGUUGCUGGCGUCGAAAUUGUGGACUGGAAACCAUACAGACAUGAUUACGCGUGGGAAAGAAUAGCUUCGUUAUACUAUGCUGACGGUGCAGCUGAUAACUUGGAAAUCCUUGCUCAGGGUGGUGAACCAUUACUGCCUCUGACACACCAUAUUAUCACCGACAACGAAUAUCGGAAACGCCUGCAAAUCGAGGAGAUAUGGAGCUUGAUGGAGAAGAACGCCGAGUACAAGAAAGACUACGCAAAUGUCUGGAACGAUACAGCCACAGGAGUCGAUGAGCGAGGAAUACCGACUGGAAUGGUUGAUGUGAUUCUUUCCCCGACGGGACCAGGCGCUGCACCUCCGUUGAAUCAGGCUAAGUAUUGGGGAUAUACGUCUCAGUGGAAUCUCCUUGAUUACCCUGCUGCAGUGUUCCCAGUGACUCAAGCCCAGCCGGAGGUUGAUAAGAAGGAGGAAGGUUAUGAGCCUCGGAAUAGCAAGGAUGAGUUCAAUUAUAAGCUUUAUGAGCCUGAGCUCUAUCGUGAUGCCCCUGUUUCACUUCAACUUAUUGGACGUCCUUGUGAAGAUGAAAAGGUCCUUGAAGCUCUGGAUUUUAUCCACGAGCAUGUUUCGUUGCCUUCCUUCAAGUAA